AUGCCAUCGUCGCAAGCAGAGCGGAUCGAGCUCCUUGAGUCUAAACUGGCUGAAGCUGCUAGUCCAUCAUCCGAUAUGUACAAUGCGACCGAGUUCACGGGGAGAUCAUCCCCUACCUUGCCAUGGAGCGAAAAUAGAGGCGACACUGCGUCUCUGGUCAGCCUUGGGGAUUCUCAAUCGACAUAUCUAGGGCCCUCAUCUGGCAGGAUUAUUGCCAACAGCCUGGGGCGCAUAGUACAAGACGCAAGUUUGACGAGUUCCAUACCCGUCGAGGCAGCUCAUCCACUCAAAAAGCCAUCUAGUGGUGCCGAUGAAGUCAGGGCAACACUUCCAGACGAUGAAUUAGGCUCUCGCAUUCUGGAUGCAUAUUUUCAGAACACGCAUGUGCGUUUGCCUUUCCUUGAUCGUUCCAAAAUUUUCGAGCGCCAUGCUACUCGCAAUCUACACCGUACCACAAGCUCCGAAAGCGAGUAUGAUUGUUUUAGGCUAUUCAUGGUCUAUGCCAUCGGAGCUGCCAAUCUGCAAAUGACCGGAUCAUAUACCGGGACUCAGCCGACUGCGUUCUUCGAAACAGCACUGCGAUUUGAUUCUUCAGUUCGUAAAUCUCUGACUUUAGCCGGUGCAGAGGCAAUGGCGCUCCUUGUUCUUUACAACCUACGGUCGUCAAAUACGUCUAAAGUUUGGUAUAUGAUGGGCCUAGCUAUGCGGAUAUGUAUCGACUACGGCCUUCAUCGUGAGGCUCAUUACCGGCAACAACGACCCUUCGAAGCCCAGAUACAUCGUCGGCUUUUCUGGAGCAUUUACAUACUGGAAAGAUAUUCUUCAUGGUCUUUGGGGAGGCCAUUUAGCAUCGCAGAAGAGGAAAUUGACGCCGAUUUACCAGCCGACCUGGACGACUCCAUUACCGAUGAUAAUGUGAUUGAACUUCUUCUUCUGAACUCGACUGACUCAUCUCACCAAGCACCUGGUCCAAAUCUAAGACGCUUCAUCUCAUGCGUCAGACUUCAGCGAAUCAUGUCUCGCAUCCAUCUUCGAGUUUAUCGAGUAGACAUGGCUCCCAGUACACUGGUGCCGGAGAUUUCUCCGCUUCUUGCUUCUUUGGAGGAGUACAAAGAGACUUUGCCAGUUAUGGCGGCACAUGAAGCGGAAUUUGUGGACAUGCACUGGAACAACUCUGUGCGGAUGCUGUUGCAACCCUUCCUAAAUAUUCUCCCUACUCAUGAUAACCUUAUCGCGAGAUGCCUUCAUGCAUCGGGGCAGAUGUGCCAAUUGUUCAAAAAGCUUCGGCAACGAGACCCGUCGGGUUAUUCCUUUCUUCUGGUCAACGGGAUCUUCAUGGCUGGACUCACGAUGUGCUUCUGCCUUUUCCGGUCACCAACACUAUUAACUGGUAGUGUGUCUAAUAACCUACGAGCAGCAUCGUCUGCCCUGUUCGUCAUGGCAGAACGAGACUCCAGUCUCAAGAAAUAUCGAGAUGCUUUAGAGGCAUUGAUAACACGGGUGAUGGAUUUCGUCAAUGGCUCUGACAGCACAAGCUUCUUGGACAACCAAGACGGGUCAAGCAUGGGUAAUCCUCAAUCCGGAUUCGGAUAUGCCUCCCAUCGCUCUCCAGGCCAUUUUCCCCUGAAAUAUCAGAAUAACAUAUCUAGUAGCACACAUAGGAGUCAAGGACUAGGAUACGGGUUAACUGAAAACAUCGGCUAUCCUCUCCAUGACAUUCUUACGGAAGAGUUCUGGACAGGUGAUCCCUUCAUUGCGUUGAACAUGGCAGACGGACUUAAUUUUAACUUCUAA
Aspergillus affinis is the source of this 1794-nucleotide messenger RNA. RefSeq names its product fungal specific transcription factor domain-containing protein. The record is from RefSeq and is a predicted model, not a curated record. The transcript has 3 exons. Lineage: Eukaryota; Fungi; Ascomycota; Eurotiomycetes; Eurotiales; Aspergillaceae. Gene Ontology annotation, biological process: DNA-templated transcription; positive regulation of transcription by RNA polymerase II. Gene Ontology annotation, molecular function: sequence-specific DNA binding; zinc ion binding; DNA-binding transcription factor activity, RNA polymerase II-specific. The coding region runs from base 1 to 1794 and encodes 597 amino acids.